CUUUAUAUAAUUGAUCGUAAAUUUAUCCAAUGUUUGUUUUUUUAUCAUGUCUUUGUUGUAUGUUUGGUAACCUAGUAACAGGAUUGUUUGCUUCAGCCCUCUUCAUGCGCACCUAUAAAAUAUAUGUAACAGUCAUAGUCACAAUACAAUAAUUAGUUGAAUGUCAAUAAUUUCUGUAUAAAUAUAAAAGGCUAAAUUUUUCCACCUCACCUUUAUUGUCAAUAUAUUUUUAUUUCCAAUGUUUCCAUGACAAUUUACAAGCACAACAGUGAAAUUUUACCAGCGCGUAAUUAAGUAAACUUGAGUGUAAGAAAAAAUAAAAAUAAGAAAUGGAAAGUAUUCGCCCGGUGACAGGUGGGCAAAUGGUAGCAGAGAAAUCCGCAACCCAGUGGCAAAGAGACGUAGACGUAAAAAACGAUAAUAAUUUAGACAGACCUAAAACAAGCGUAAGUCGUCCUCAGACUAGACAUGAGAGACCGAUAUCUCGCAGAGGUACACAAAAUCAGUCUACACGUAAUGGAAGCGCAUUCAGAGCGGUAACUCCAGCAAGAAGUGGAACUUCUGCGAGACCUCCUUCAGCAUCGGCUUAUUCAAAUCGUGGUUCAACGGCCAAUUCUCGGGUUAAUAAUUUAACUUCUGCUAUGGGAAUGAGUAGACUGAACACUGGACUUCCACCGACAUCUCAAAUGAGUUCUGGAGUCUUUGACAGGCCGAUAACUCAGCAUGGAAUUGCUGGAAUGCGUCCGGCUACUACUAGAGGGCUGCCUAUGACAAGGCAAAUUCAAGAUAAAAGAUACUUUGAAGGACUGAUACAAUUGAAACUUCGAGAGCUUAAUCAAGAAAUAGGAGUUAUUUAUAGUGAAAUAGAAGCUCAGAAGAAAGAACGUGUUACUUUUGGGCAUUAUGAUAAUCGAGCUAAAGAACUUGCGGCUGAAUUAACUGAAUUACAGGGACAAUUAGCGGAUUACAAUAUUGUUAUGGACAAAGUUGCGUCGAAUGUCAAUAAAGAAGAUAUGGAGGAAGAUGUUAGAGAAAUAAAAGCUUCAAAUGAACGACUAGCCUUGGAAAUAGAAAGCUUGUUUGAACAGCGAAGAUUUAAGGAGCAAAAACUCCGUGACAUGGAAGAAAGAAUAGAGAUUGAAGAAAAAAAAGCUGACAGAAUGAUAGAAGCUAUGGAUUCAAAUUCACGGGAAGCAUAUGAUAAUUUGGUUGAAGAAAGAAAUAAAUUGCAGAGUGAUAUAGGAAACUUGCAAAAGGAAAUGGAUUUAUUGAUGUCAGAAAAGUAUAAUUUAGAAGAACAAAUAGCUUUGUCGUCGAUUAAACAAGAGGCUGUCAAGCUUGGGAUCAACAUAGCUGAGGCUGAAGAAAAGAGGGCUAAAUUGUUGGAUGAACAGAAAAAUAAAAUGUCGCCUGAUGAAGAACGCGAGCAUCUUUUGAAUCGCGUUAAGCAGGAUAAUAUGGAUAUUGUGGCGGCUGAAAGGAAAAUAGCUGAAACAGAAAGUAAAAUUCGUCAGGUUGAACAGGAGUUAGAGCAGUUAGAAACAGAUUUAGAAGACAAUCAGUCGGAAAAACAGAUAAAAUAUAAUGAAUUGAGAAAACGAGAAGAAGCUAUAGAACAAUUUAUGCCGAAUUUUGAACAAAGUAAAGAAGAAGAAUUGAAAAAAUUAUCUGGCUUAGAAGAUAAAAUUGUUGAAUCUUUGAGAAAAUUAGCUUACGCUACAGAUCAUGAUAUUAAUCAACUUUCGCUUAAUGAUGAAAUGGCAAUUUUUAAUAUUCCAUCGUCUGAAAAUGCCAACAAGCAGAAUAAAAGUUUUGAGGAACUUAGUAAAGAGCACAUUAAAUUAAAGCAGUCGUUUAUUAAAAUGGAGAGUUUUGAAAAAAAAUUAAAUACCGAACAAAUUGAAUUGACGGAAAAAAUAAAACAAAAAGAAAGCGAAUUAAUUGUUCUAGAGGAUUUGGAAGGAUUAAAAGCACGUUCGGAAGCAGAACACGAGGAGCUGAUAGCACAAAGACAGCAGUUAAAGAUUCAACAGCCGGAACGUGAAAAAGAAUUAUCUGCUGUAAGAAGAGAAUACGAAGAGUUGAAAAGUAAACUCGAAAAAAAUGAUUUGUAUUUGCAAAUAAGUGCUUUGGACGAUAAAUUGGAAAAAUUGAUCCAAGAUAAUGAACAAACUAUUUGUUCUAUCAAUGAAAGUGAAAGUCAAAUGAAUUAUCAAUCCUUGAAAGAAGAAGCUUUUGUUUUAUUAGAAAGAUACAAUUCAAUACUCAAAGACAAUGUUAAAUCAAUUUAAUUAUUUAUUUACUCGUGUUUAUUGUUUAUCUUCUUGAAAAAUCUAAGUUUUACUUUAUAAAAAUACAGUAUUUCGUAUUUCAUCCAAAGAUCUCACUGUUUUUUGUCAAAAGUUUUUCACUUAAGUUAAUUUUAAGUGUCAAUAUAAUUAUUCUAAUAAUUGCUCCGGUAACAUU
Messenger RNA from Cotesia glomerata, 2466 nucleotides. RefSeq names its product intraflagellar transport protein 74 homolog. The record is from RefSeq and is a predicted model, not a curated record. Gene Ontology annotation, molecular function: beta-tubulin binding. Bases 330 to 2291 code for a protein of 653 amino acids. The transcript has 2 exons. Gene Ontology annotation, cellular component: intraciliary transport particle B; cilium; centrosome. Gene Ontology annotation, biological process: intraciliary transport involved in cilium assembly; cilium assembly. NCBI's taxonomy places the organism in Eukaryota, Metazoa, Arthropoda, Insecta, Hymenoptera, Braconidae.